CUGACCCUUUGUCCAUCUUACUCGACGUCGUCUACUCCUCCCCUUCUCGUCAUCUCACGUCUGCGUAUCUCAUCAACGCCUCGCUCGUCAGCCGCCAGACGACGAUGGCCGACGAUGGCAGCGACGCGCCUUCUGGCGCAGUCGUGAGCGUACCCCUCGCCAUUGCAUUAGGGCUCCUGGCCAGCUUCGUCCAGUCCCUCGGUCUGACAAUACAGCGCAAAUCUCACCUCAUAGCUGCCCGACAACCACUGGAAUGUCGGCCUGCUGAAUGGCGCCAACCUCUGUGGCUAGUGGGCUUUGCCAUCUUCAUCGUCGCCAACAUCGGCGGGACCAUUUUCCAGAUCGGAGCAUUGCCCAUAGUCAUGCUUGCCCCUCUAGGAGCUGUGAGCUUGCUCUACAAUGCCCUGCUAGCGAAGUUCCUUCUGGAGGAUGCGCUAGGGUCUACAAUGGUAGGAGGCACAGCUCUUAUUCUUGUGGGAGCCGUUCUCAUCGGAUACUUUGGAGCCAUUCAAGAGCCGCCUCACAGCCUCGAUGAGCUGCUGUCCCUCUUUGGCCGGCCGCCCUUCAUCGCCCUGUCCACAAUCCUCUUCAUGGCCUUUGCCUGCAUUCUAGUCAUCGCCCAUUUAGCUGAAUGGCAGCUCCUAUUACAUCUCAAUGCCCCUCCUCCAUCACCGACAAUACGUUCCUCGAAGAAUCAUCGAGGCAAGAAGCACUACGCUAGGCUCACUCGGAGGUGGUCUGCACCUACUCUAGCGCCUCUGGACGAGGUCAGCGAGACGACCUCCGGUGUGGCCACCCCUGUGCUGGCCGUGAGAGAUCAAGAACGGCUACAGCAGACUCGAGAUGAGUCGUUGUUGCAGAGUCUCGCAAGCAAGAGACAGAGUGCAAACGGAGGUGCAUCGCGGCCAGGUAGUAAUUCGCGGAAAGACUAUGGAUCCAGGGACGAGCAUGAGCCUCGAAAAAGCCGACGCAGCUCUCCGAGAAGGAAGCCGAUAGUGGUGCCAGAGCUUGACAAGGAGUCAACAGAUGCAGUCAAAAAGACAAAAUUGCUCCUUGCUGUUGGCUUUGCGGCCGUCUCGGGGACGCUCUCGGGUCUAUGUCUCCUGCUGGCCAAGAGUGGAGUGGAGCUGCUGGUCUUGACGUUUGGACUGGGCAGGAAUCAGUUCAACAGGAUCGGAAGCUGGGCCCUAGUCGGUAUAAUGCUCUUGGCGGCUGUAGCGCAGCUCUGGUACCUCAACAAGUCUCUGCGAAUGGCAGACCCCACGCUGGUAUGCCCCUUGGCCUUUUGCUUCUACAACACCAGCUCGAUCGCCCUGGGUCUUGUCUACUUCAACCAGCUCUCCAGCAUCUCUGGCCUCUCACUUUGCCUCGUUGUAGUCGGCAUUGUCAUCCUCCUCACAGGCGUAAUCAUCGUGUCUAGCAAACCUCCCUCGGUGGCCGAAGCCGAAGCAGAGAUGGCAGAGGGCAGCGGCCUCGAUCGACUACUUUCGCCCGUCAACGAUCACAUCCUCUCUCCGACGUCGGCAGAUGCAACCGAGUCCGAGGCUCUCCUAGCCAAUGCGGGCGGAAUCGCCGGGCCUCAUCUUCCUCCUCCCAACCUCACGCUCACACUUCCACCCGCCAGCGAUAGUCAGGCCGGGAGAGGAGCGCUCACUGAUAGCCCUCCGUCUCUUGGCAGUCCGCUUGGCAGUCCUACAUCGCCGGAGAGGCCAAGGAGGAGGAGCAGUCUGAGCAAGCCACGGUCCGCUAGUGCCUCACACCACCAUGUGGUCGGGCUAGGUCUACAGCCUGCAUUUCAUUACGUUGAAGGAUCUGGCGAUCCUACGCCUCUUUCUCCUUCGAAGACGACCUUGAGCAGCGCGACACAGAGAGGUCUGCCUGGCAGUCCCCGUACACCUUCCACCGUCAUAAGUCCCACAGCAAGUAGCGCACGAGAUCGCAGGCGACGCUCCUCGGCGCACAUGUACAGCACUAUCCUCUCGCGAGGUCUGUCCAUCGGUCUCUCCCCCGCCUCUCCUGGUUUCCACAUUGGACCCUUCUCCCCCGCCGAUGAAGAAGAGGAGGAGGCCGAAGCUCGAGCCGAAGCCGAGGCUGAACGGAGGCGGAUCUUGGCGGGGGAUCUGGAAGGACAGGGAGGGAGGGGAGCGAGAGGUAGGGGUAAAGCUCUGGCGCAGAGGAUGGACAGGAGAACGUUGAGCGACGGCUUCCUCGAUGGGAUGAGGGAUAGUGUCCCGCCUGUUGCCCUUGAUGGCACGGGCAGCGGGAGUGCUCUAGACGUCUCUUCCCCCGAGCCACAACCGCUGGCCGAGGGAUCUUCCACCUUUCCCGUAGCUUCGAGCUCCUCACAGCAGACGCAGCAGCCUCAGUCACAGGACGCACGCACCCUCGCACCAACAGGAGAGCCAUCGGCGGCGCCCAGCUCUGCGUCUACUUCGGCCUUCCGCCUCUUUUUGCCAUCGGUGGCUCUCGAUUCGACAACACUGAGCGAGAGGCUGAGUCGACUCAAUCCCCUCGGGCCUACAACGAACUCCUCCUCCUCUGCAGCUGCACCUAGACCAGGAGCGGGAUCAAAUCCCAGUCUCCCUGGUGGCACCUUUGUCCGAGGUGGUGGUGGUAGAGGGGCCUAUUGGCCCUCUUUGACGGGGGGUGUGAGGCAAUGGUGGAGUCAAAAUGUCAAUGGGCGUGAAGAGUUCAGAGAAGGGGAGCGCAGGCGGUUGCUCGACGGUUGAAGGUGAUGUCAUAAUAAGUAGUGUAUGUAUGUAUUUGUAGACCUGCUACGUUAACAAAGUAAAGAAACGACAGUAAAGCAUGACUUCUUCCAUGUCUCUCCAUUGUUGCCUAGUCGAACGGUACGCGCUUGACUGCUCCCCCCACAGAUACCCCAUUUGCCCUUCGUGCCUUUUCCUUCUCCUCUUCUGCCGCUGCGAAUACCGAUGGGAUGGGAAUGCCACAGCAAUCGCCCCAUCCUGCUGCCUGUCCCUCUCCCACCAAUUCUCCCCCACCAGGAGCAGCAGGCCCAUGCGGGUGGGAGUGCCCACAAGCGUCAACUCCAGCAGCUCCACCCUCCUCUUCCUCCUCUUCCUCUCCAGGCUUGACAGGUGGGAAUUUCAGUAAUGACCCGAAGAAGAUGUGUUGCGCAAUGGGUAGCUUGGAGAGGACUUCUGCCUUGUACAUCUUGAGCAU
Messenger RNA from Microstroma glucosiphilum, 3183 nucleotides. RefSeq lists its product as hypothetical. Gene Ontology annotation, biological process: magnesium ion transport. NCBI's taxonomy places the organism in Eukaryota, Fungi, Basidiomycota, Exobasidiomycetes, Microstromatales, Microstromataceae. Gene Ontology annotation, molecular function: magnesium ion transmembrane transporter activity. The coding region runs from base 105 to 2729 and encodes 874 amino acids. The record is from RefSeq and is a predicted model, not a curated record. Gene Ontology annotation, cellular component: membrane. The transcript has 4 exons.